GAAAGUGGCGCGGCGGCAUGAUGGAAACUUGGAAGUUUUGAUGAAGAAAGAAGAAGUAACUUAACGCUCUCCGCAAUGUUUUCUGCGGGUCAAAGUUGUUGGUUUGUUCGCAAGGUGAUUUGUUGGAGAGCUGCAGCCAGCAUAGCCUGGACCGUAUUGCUGUUGCCGCCCACCACAGCAGUUUUUGUCAUCCUCAGCAGAUUCAGUCCUCUCCACCCCAUCCAGACACUAUCAGAAUGUGUGUCCUUCAUGGGAACCGCCAGCGGCAUUUUCUCCUUCAUCCUGCUUUGCGGUGUCACCACCAUGGUGGGCUUCUUGAUCUUUGAGUAUUAUACAGUCAUCCCCACCGUCGCCUGCUCCAAAAUCGCCUUGUUGGGUCAGCUGCUGCACCCGCGUCAUGUGGCCAACUCCCUGCUCCACUGCGUAAUGGGCAUCAUCGUAGCCUGGUGUGCCGCCGUCACCAUCGGGGGGCGCUACGAGGUUCUGGGCUACCCGUGCGGCCUCAGCGACGGUCCCCCUCAGGUGUGUCUGAACGAAUACCACCUCAUCCUGCUGCUGGCGGGCGCUUUUGUGGGCUUCUCCCACACUCUGUUUGGCGUCGUCCACAACAUGAACUAUGUGUCGUUCCACACGGUUCAGCAAUACAAGUACCUUCGUUUUAAGGGAUCCUUGCCGCUGGUGGUAAAGUGCAGCGCCACCCAAGCGCUUUACUCCAUCAGGAACUACAUUGUCGCCUAUUUCUUUUUGGGAUACAUCCCGAGAGAGUGGAUCUGUAAAAUGUUUAACCUUCACGUGACCAGUUCUUCCCACCUACUGGACACCAUCGGUGGACUACUGGACUUGUCCCUGCUCUACCACCUGUGGAUCAGCGCCACCUUCCUCCUCUUCACCUGGUACAUCGCCCUGCUCCUCUUCAGGAUUUUUAUCACUGAGGACUACAGUUUCCCAGUGCAGUCAUCUUUCACAGAGGACGUGCGCCAGUGUCUUCCCAGAGUUCUGUCUGACCCACAGCCGGCCAUAUUAAAAUUCCUCGCCCUACAGGACUUGGCGCUGCUCUCUCAGCAUUCACCAUUACGACGCGGCGAGGUGUUCAGUCUGAGUCAGCCAGGUGGACAUCCACACAACUGGAACGCCAUCAGCAAGGAGUGUCAGUCGCUUCUGACCGACCUGACCCAGCGACUCGUGGCGUACCACGACAGCGUGGCCACCAACGGCAGGGCCAAGUCGCUUUCGUCGGGAAGCGAACUGAAGACCUCGUCCGGCUCGUCGUCGGUUUCUUCUGGUGUGGAGGAUCUGAUAAGUCCAAGGCCCACCAGCUUCCUGGUCAAGACGCCAGGGUCGGUCUUUGCCCGGACUGCGCCGAGCCCCCUGACUGCUCCUUUCACCCCGCCAAUCCUGGACAGCCCUUUCGCCUCGCCCGGUCUGCGGCGUCUCACUGCGCCCGUGGACCAGGGCUCGCCGUGGCACGGUGCCGUGCAAAGCCCCCACGUCAUGAGGAGGGCCCCCAGGCUGUGGUCCACCUCCACAGAUUCCCAGUCCAACAGCAGCCCGCAGCUCUGUGCAGCCCCAGCGCCCACUCCCAAGCAAGAAGCCCCCCAACCCAGUCUUUUGGCCCAGUUCCUCCAUAACAGGAAAGAACAGAUUAAGAUCUUCCUGUCCAAGCGUGUGCUGGUAGCAUAUUUGUUCAACAAGCUUCCAGAAGCCUCCAGUGAAGCGCUCUUUGCCGACAGCCAGGCCCACAUUUGGGCGUUGGAAGGACUGUCCUACCUGGUGCAAGCCUCCUUCUCAGAGGACCACUUUGGCGUGGUGCAGACGACGUUACCCAGCAUCCUUAGCUGUAUGCUGCUCCUGCAAGAGGCAGUGGACCGACACUUUAAGCUGCCUCACGCCUCCACUAAGCCCGUGAGGACGGCAGGCGGCAUGGGCGAGCUGGCCUACAAGACGCUGCGCUUCGCUCUCAGGGCCGCGCUCAAGACAGCCAUAUACCGAAUCACCACCACCUUCGGAGAUCACCUGAAUGCCAUUGACAUGUCCGCAGAGCACCGCAAGAGGUUGCAGCACUUCCUGCACUACAAGGAGUAACUUUUUAAUAUUCAUCUAUCUCCAUCAUGCUGUCAAGGAGCACACGUUGGAUGCUUUUAUUUGUACGAGAGAGCAGGGAAUAGUAAGCUCACAGGUCAGACACCUGAUUGUACAUACUAGCUUAGUUGUUUUUGAUUUGUUAAAUAA
Messenger RNA from Phycodurus eques (leafy seadragon), 2229 nucleotides. It is a transcript of the gene ndc1, whose product is annotated as NDC1 transmembrane nucleoporin. Gene Ontology annotation, biological process: nuclear pore organization. The transcript is spliced from 18 exons. The coding region runs from base 76 to 2082 and encodes 668 amino acids. The record is from RefSeq and is a predicted model, not a curated record. Lineage: Eukaryota; Metazoa; Chordata; Actinopteri; Syngnathiformes; Syngnathidae. Gene Ontology annotation, cellular component: nuclear pore transmembrane ring. Gene Ontology annotation, molecular function: protein-macromolecule adaptor activity.